Molecule: messenger RNA, 666 nt
Organism: Synchytrium microbalum
Lineage: Eukaryota; Fungi; Chytridiomycota; Chytridiomycetes; Synchytriales; Synchytriaceae
Exons: 5
Coding region: 1-666 (221 amino acids)
Molecular function (GO): protein binding
Source: RefSeq, a predicted model, not a curated record
AUGAAGAGCGUGGAAAGCGACCAAGAGUUCGAAGAGCUACUGAGAUCUCCGACACUGAUCGUAGAUUGUUUCGCAACAUGGUGCUGGCCGUGCAAAUUCAUUGCUGGUCCCCUUCAUGAACUAGAACUCAAGUUCUCAUCCGCCACAUUUGUUCAAGUCGACGUUGACAAGCUUAAAGAUGUUGCUGCCCGACUUGAAAUCACAGCCAUGCCGACAAUCAUAACGUUCAAGCAUGGCAAGGAGGUUGAGAGGGUAGUUGGCGCUGAGAUAUCAAAGAUUGAAGCAAUGAUUAAAAAACACGCUCAAGAAUCAUUCGGUGGGUCUGGACAUACUCUAGGGAGUGCCUCCACACCCACUCCAACACCACAACCGCAACAAGCAUCUGCAUCAUCAAAAAUCAGCAUACCCACACAGCUAGGACCCAAACCGCAAGGCGACUGUGACAUACAGCUACGCCUCCCAGAUGGAUCUAUCGCCAAGACUCGAUUUAGUAAGGCUGAUACCAUGUCUGACGUGUACGCGUAUGUAACGGAGAUUAUGGGUGGUGAGGAGUUUAGGAUUAUGACGAACUUUCCUAAAAGGGUGUAUGGACCAGAUGAUUUGAGUCGUACAUUAGAGGAUGAGAAACUGGCUCCGAGAGGACAGUUGUUUGUUGCGAAAGCCUGA